CCCUCCCCUCAGCUUCUUUCCGUCCCUGUCUGUGCUUCAAUGUCUCAUGUAUUCGGUGUAAUGUGAUUUGGGAGAUUUCAAGAAAAAUCAGUAUAAUACAAUUUACCUGCAAUGAGGUAGCAGCGGUUAAUAGUAAUUUAAUAACAACAACUAAAUAAUAUGCCUUAAAGUUUUUGUCUUACAAGCUUCGACAGUUUUUGCGGGAAUGCUGAACCUUAACAAUGCCACCGUCGCCAAUGACGAAUAUGAGGUUAUCGGGGAAGCACAAUGGCAAACUUUGGAGAACAGUGGAGAUGAACAAAUUAUAAAAAUCUAUGGUCUAAAAUAUUCGAAAUUACGUGGAGUUUUGUUUCAUACCUUCUGCAUAUUACUAUGUGGCCUUCCAUAUUUUAUUUUGGCUUCUUAUCCCUCCUACAACCGAUUCAAAUAUGUAAAAUGUGGUUUGAAAACGGCUGAAGAAAUUUGUGUGACGGAUGCUGAUGGUUUAUUCAAAAUAGAAAAAGUCAAAGAGAUUGAUCUGAACCUAUCCAACCAUAAAGAUAACAAACUACGCUACUUUGUGUACCAGCAUAGCCGUUUCAUCUGGCUUCAUGAUCAGGGUAGCUUCAUUAAUGUCUUGGCUCUCAAUGAGAGGAUCACUAUCAGUCUUUUGAUGGAAAAUAUAUCUGGUAUUAAUAAACGACAGCAAAAUGAAUUAAUUAAACUAUAUGGCACAAAUUCAGUGGAAGUAGAAGUGAAGAGUUAUUGGUCACUGUUCAUCAACGAAGUCUUCAAUCCAUUUUACCUGUUCCAAGUGUUCUCCAUAAUUCUUUGGUCUUUAGAUGAAUACUACCAGUAUGCGACUUGUGUUUUUAUUCUAUCUGCCGUAUCUUGUAUGUUGGCGUUGUAUCAAACGAAACAGAUGAGCAUCAACUUGCACCGCAUGGCUGGAUCCACGAGCGCAUUCACUGUGACAGUUGUGCGACCGUCACGAAGCGGGCGCGAGGAGUGCGUAGUUAGUGCCAGCCGGCUUGUACCGGGCGACGUGCUGGUGCUGCCCCCUGAUGGCUGCGUAAUGCCCUGUGAUGCUAUGUUGCUAACUGGAACCUGUAUAGUUAACGAGAGCAUGCUCACUGGUGAGAGUGUACCAGUAAUGAAGGGCCCCCCAUGCAUUUCCCCCGAAGUAUACUCAACAGACGCACACAAAAGGCAUACACUUUUUGCUGGCACUCAUGUUAUACAAACAAGAUUUUAUGGCAACAAUCAGGUCUUGGCUAAAGUUGUACGAACCGGCUUUAAUACUGCUAAAGGAGAAUUGAUUAAAAGUAUACUAUUUCCAAAGAGAUUUGGAUUUCAGUUCUACAAAGAUGCUGUUAAAUUUGUCAUUUUCAUGUUCUGUAUAGCCGCAAUAGGAAUGGCAUAUUCAAUUUGGCUCUAUAUAUUAAGAGGCAGUCAUGCAGGCACGAUAAUCCUACGUACUUUAGAUAUCAUUACCAUUGUGGUACCACCAGCUUUACCUGCUGCUAUGACAGCCGGUAUUGUAUACAGUCAACAGCGACUGCGUAAAAAUAAGAUAUUUUGUGUGUCCCCACCCCGGAUUAUUAUUUGUGGAAAAUUGCAAGUAAUGUGCUUUGAUAAGACUGGAACCCUUACUGAAGAUGGUUUGGAUUUUUACUCGGUUAUACCAACACAAUCCAGUGACAAAUUCGGAAAGUGUGUAGUGGAUGUUAAUUUGUUGCCAGUAAAGAGUCCUAUGAUGCAAGCAUUAGCCUCUUGCCAUUCACUCACUAGUAUACAGGGACAGCUUAAAGGCGAUCCAUUGGAUUUGAAAAUGUUUGAAUUCACUCAAUGGGUACUCGAGGAGCCGGGUCCUGAGAACACUAGAUAUGACAAUUUAACGCCGGCGAUAGUUAAACCUGCUGCUACGUAUGAAGGAAACCUGCAAGAUUUAGAAAAUUAUGAUCCCUUUACUAUGGAAAUACCAUACGAAAUCGGUUUAUUACGAAGAUUUCAUUUCUCAUCAUCUCAACAGUCAAUGGGAGUUAUUGCUAGAGUACUUGGUCAGCCUCAAAUGGUGUAUUUUGUUAAAGGCGCCCCGGAAAAGGUUGCAGGUAUGUGCAAUCAAAAUUCUCUCCCAGAAAACUUCAGUUCAGUCCUCAAUGAAUAUACGUCAAACGGCUUCCGAGUUAUUGGAUUGGCUUACAAGAAACUUGACCGCAAGAUGAAAUGGGUUGAUGCACAAAGAAUUAAGAGGGAAACACUUGAGUGUGACAUGACAUUUUUAGGCUUUCUAGUCAUGCAAAAUAGCCUAAAGCCGGAAACCACUCAGGUUAUUAAAGAGCUGCACGAAGCAAACAUGAGACAGAUCAUGGUCACAGGUGAUAAUAUAAUGACAGCAAUGUCAGUGGCACGUGGGUGUUUCAUGGUGCAACCACACCAAAAACUGGUCCUGAUAACGGUUGACCAUCAGCAAGUAGACGAUUCAAGGCCUCACCUUUGUAUGGAAGUAGUGGGUGAAGGUGGACCGCCUAAAUUGUCGAUCGAUUCGUAUGUGCUGGCUUUAGAAGGAAAAACGUGGUCAGUAAUUCGUACGCAUUAUCCAGAACUGAUGCCUGUAGUAUUGAGUAAAGGAAUGGUGUUCGGUCGAUUCGGUCCUGACCAAAAGACACAAUUAGUGACGGCUCUGCAGGGUGAAGGGCUCAUAGUGGGAAUGUGCGGCGACGGUGCCAAUGACUGCGGCGCUCUCAAAGCUGCACACGUUGGCAUAUCGCUUUCGGAAGCUGACGCAUCAGUGGCGGCUCCGUUUACUUCUCGCGUGCAGAAUAUUGGGUGCGUGAAAUUGCUCGCCCUGGAAGGCCGUUGUGCAUUGAGCACUUCUUUCGCUAUAUUCAAAUACAUGGCUCUCUAUUCUUUAAUACAAUUUAUUUCUAUCCUCAUUCUUUACAAUUUCUACUCGAUCCUGGGCAACAACCAAUUCCUGUACAUCGACCUGGUGCUGACGACGCUGCUGGCGCUGUCGCUGGGCCGCGCGGCGCCAGGCCCGGUGCUGACGCGGCGCUCGCCGCCUGCCUCACUGGUCGCGCUCGCCGGCGUGCUGCCGCUCACGCUGCAGGUGGCACUCGUACUGCUACUGCAACUCGCCGCGCUCUACCUACUCUACGAGCAGCCCUGGUUCAAGCCGGUAGAAGGUGCUGCUGAUGUGGAAGUAAUACUUUGCUGGGAGAACACAGUCAUAUUCAUAAUCUCAUCCUUCCAGUAUUUGAUAAUGGCAUGUGUGUACGCGAAAGGUUGGCCCUUCCGACAACCCUUCUGUGCCAACUAUUACAUGGUGGUGACAUUAAUUACACAAGCUGUAUUUGUGGUGGUGCUAUUGCUUUGCCCGUGGCAUUGGCUUGCUGACUUCAUGGAAGUUGAAGUUAUGAAUAUUGAUGACCAUGAACAAACAAUAUUCCGUAUAUACUUGUUUUUAAUGCCAAUUCUGCAUCUAAUUCUGGCAAUCGCUAUCGAGGCAACGUUUUCCGACACGGAGAAGUUCAGUUCUAUAUUCCGUGUGAUGCGGCGCCGGUGCUCUGGCAAGGAAGAUGCCGAUGAUCAAUGCCAACCCUGGGUGCAACCGUCCCUACUAACUACACCUGUCGAUACCCGCACACCGGCACUUAUCUGCUGACCGACACAACUCUAUAGCCAUUUCUGUAAGCGAUGGUGGAAAUACGUAUCAUGAGUGCAUUUACCUUCAUAUAGGCUAAGGAUAUGCUGAGAUUUAAGCGGCGCAUUUUGCACUUAGAGGUAGAGUCGAUUUUGUAACAGUAACAAAUAUAGAGAUGUGUAUGUUUUAAUGUAGACAUGAAAUUACAGACGCAUGACAACUGUGCUCUGCCACCCAUUAUAGUAAUGACACAUAUUACUGAAAAGUAAAUGUAGUACAACUUAAUAUUUAUAGACUUGUGUGGAAUUGCUGGAACAAUAGAUUCCAAUGCUAGAUAUUCUUGGGAUCAUCACAUUUUUUUUUUUUUUUUACUUUAAAUCAGUGAUAAUUAAAAGACAAUGAGCGGGCUAAUGUGUUGUUUGCGUACUGCAAAUAUAUUAUGCCAUUUAUUUGCAUUACAUAAUACACUCAUAGCCUACGAGUAUAUCAACUGUCAUGUCCUACUGACUCUGUAUUAUGUUAUGUUACAUCAUCUGCCUCAGCAUAUUAUUAGCCUUAUUGUUGAAGGUACAGUUUACAAGGUGUUCAGUGAGCUUUACAUUUGUAAGUAAUUACCAAUCUAUGUAUAAAUAUCAAUUAAACAAAUGCAUUAAUAAAUAAAUAUCAAAUGCACAUCUUUAUUCGCGACGUAUAAUAGUAUAUAUAGAUAGGCUGAUUGUAAUUUUAUCCAUAUAGAGCACUCACACGAAUUCCAAGUUCACCUCACGCCUUGCAAACUGUAACCAGAGUGGUGACGACUCAAAGGACUCCAGUGACAAAUAAAUAAUUUCCAUUAUCUAGUGUUGGAGUUAAACACAAAAUGUUUACAAGUAGUGAUAAGAUCAGUAGGUACUAACAUACAGUUCCAAUUUGUAAUUUUACUCGCUCUUGCACAAUAUAUGGAUCGUAGGUUUUCCGCAUAACGAUGAUGAUAUAGACGAUUAUUUUUUAUUUCAUGUAAAAUUUUAAAACAGAAAAGUUAGUAUUUGUUUGAUAUAAUUAAACAGUUUCUCUUCAUCUCUCAAAUAUUUAAAAUAGUCCAUCGCCCAUUGGUUUAUAGGUUCUAAUGAAAUGUCUUUUUAUUAUAAAAUAUUGCACUUACAAGCUUUUAGGUUCUCAAAUAUAAUUUUUUAAUACUACAUUUUUCAUUCAGCAUUGCUAUAUCGUCGUAAUGUAUCGUUACGUGGAACGUGUCAAUGAUGUGACGAGGCUGUGAUAUGUAAAUCGACACAUCUACGCCAUCGAUGUACCAAAAACCUAAGACGUAUAGUUAAAAACUUAAAAAGAGGGCAUGAAGUAUAUUAUAAUUAGUAACAGUUUUACGAGUAGCUUUUGUACAGGUAUAUACGUCUUAGAUUUUUUGUAAGGAUAUUGAUGAUCUUCGGCCCAGUAAUUAAUUAAGCAUGCACUACGCUGUUUUCUCUUCAGACAGUUGCCAUCAAUAUAUUUUUUUAUUAAAUCAAAAAUUCUUUAUUAGAGCGAAUGGCGUAGUACAUAAUUAUGUUAUAGUGUUAUGUGUCAUGCAGUUUCAGUGCUAUUUUGUUUUAAAAGUAGUUCCGUCUGUGAUCACUGAAAAUUACUAUAGCCAAUUAUUACAUAUUUUGUAGUAAAAGUUUUAUCGAGUUCUCAACUUUCAGUGUUUGGAUAAAACUUUAGGUUAUGUAAAAAAUAAUAUUGAUAAUAGAAACUAAUUAAAUUACAAUUUAGCAUGCAGAAUUGAGUUGAUUCAUAUAUAAUGAACUCUUCUCUAAAAUGUCGUCUAUACAUUAAUCAACUCGAAUAUAAGACUAUAAAGUCCACAUGCUAUAAGCAUGUCUAUUGCGUGCUUUAAAAAAACAUGUAUUAAUUUUAUCAAUACAUAGUAGUAAGAUAAUAAAUAUACUUCCCAACUGGUUACCUUGAUUAUAAAUAAAUAUUUUAUAUUUAUAUGUAAUAGAUAAAAUUGUUUAGUAAAUCAGACUUCCUUUAAACUAUGGAAUAUUAGUACUUAGAUAAAUAAUUGCUGUAAGUAAUGUCCUACUUUACUGUAAAUAAAUGCAUAAAAAUUAGACAUUUUAUAUGGUUAGAUUAUGAAUUGAAAAAUAUUUAGAAUUAUUGUAAUUAUACAGUUUAUUUAUCCGUAUUUAGUUUAGCUUAUAUUCACGUCAUUAUUACAAAAAUUAUGUAAAUGAUCUAGUAAUGUGUGAAUGUGUUACUUAUCUAGUUAUUAUAUUUCUAUUGAAUAACUAAUAACAAUAUAAAUUAAUUAAAAAUAAUUAUGGAUUUAGAUAUAUCGGGUUGAAUGAUUUUAGUUCGAUUUUUGCUACAUGAAAGAUACUCUCCAUUUUCUUCUUCCACGCAUCAUCUGAUUGAUUUAAUAUUUUGUCUUUCCGUACUAAUGAUAAAAAACCAUGUGAACAAUCUGAUAUAUGAAUAUCACAAUGUACUAUUACCCCAAUAGCAUUCAUCUUGUGUAUACUUCAGUGCACUGACACAAGGCUCAGAUAUUAUACCUCUUGUUAAGAUAUUACACAAUACUACAUAGUACUAUAUAUACAACUAAUAUCAAAAUUGUAUCGGAACGAUGACUAAUAGAAGUUAUGUAAAAAUAAUGAUAGAAGAGGUUUUAAUACGAACAACAGAAGCCAAAACAAUAAUUAUUAGAAAUGUUGUGUGUCUGUAUGUUUGUUACGAUAUAUAUAAAUACAACUUCACUAAAUUAAAUACGUUUUCAGUUUUAUGAAGUUCUAAAUAAAAACUGGUCUGUAUUUUUUUUGCUAUGCAUCUAGAUGUGGUAUAUUUCAUUGGUUUUUCUACUUCUGAAUUCCGCAUACGAAAUAACUGGCAAAAAAGCUACUAAUAAUUUGUUAUGAUAGGCAAAUAAUUUGACUGCUUAUCUGAUAAAAAACGGUGACCAUCGCCUAUAGGUACACAUGAACAAAACCAUGGACGUCACAGAUUACACUGUGAUGCCCAUGACUUCUCAUGUGUUCAUCAUCAUCAAUGAUCUCCAUACAUUCUGGGGUGAGGGUUGGUGGAGACCUCAGGGAAUUCCCCUUUACCUCGGCUUUGACUCCGGAGUCAACUACUCCCGGGUCUCUGGAUCUAAGCGCACUCCAAUAUCUCGGUGUGGCGUGGUCCAUUAUGAGUUGCCUCAAUUGAAUUCAGUUUAACGAUUUAGAACCCUACUUACUAUUUGCACCGACACAAAAGCCAACAUUUUGCAUGGAGUGUACAGAGAAGAUGUAAAAAUGCCUAACACAAAGGACUCGCAAUCAUUGAUCCCAAAUUGCUAUAAAGAAAAUGUGUAUUAAAACAUAAACAAAUCCGCGUGUAGAUAUAAUGUGUUCUGUGUAAAAAUACGCAAAAUUCAUGCAAUAAUAAUGGUGCAAUAUGAAAUACUUCGUGUUUACUCCUAUAACAUUUUUAUAUGUAUUUUUAUUUAUAUAUUUCAUGUCAAACUUUAUUAGAUGUAAAAUACAUUUCCAUAAUAUUGUCCAUCAUACAGACUGCAAAGACGUGGAAAAUGUUUCCGAUUUUCCAUAACAUAUCAAUAUUUAGUAAGGUCUAUUUCCCUUAAUAAUCUUGUACUUAAUUUUUUUUUUUUUUUAUUGCCUGCUUACUAGAAAAAUUAACACUGGAUAUUCACAGUUCUUCAAGUUUUCUGGUACUUAGAGGAAAUAAUAAAAAAUAGCUCGCUUAUUAAUUGAUCGAUUCGAAUGUAACCUUUUAUUUAGACCUUGGCAAAGGAAAAAGCCUCAUGUGUUGAAAGCUUUAAUUUGAACUCUAGGUUGAUCGCAUGCAGUGAUUGCUAUGUUAAAUUUUGAUAUAUGUUAUUUGGAAAGUAAACAAGCUGACUCACUAUAUUUAUUUUGACUCUUAUAAUUAUAGCAAAAUAGAGAGCGAAAUUAGUAGUAUGCUUGUAGAUGUCCUAUUAAAGAAAUUUAUCAUUUUUGCUAAAGAAAUAUGAUUGUGGUAAAAUUUGAGCCAAAACUAAAAACAGCACGUCCACCUUUCGAGUUAAUAAGGGAGGCCCUUUAUUUGUCGAUUCUUGAUCCAUUUCUUUGGGAAAAAUGUUCUAGACGUUUAGAUGAGUGAUGUUGUUUAUUUCAAUUAAAGCAAUUGGAUAAAUUGUUGAUUAAUUUGGUUUUGAUGUAACGUCAAAGGUCUGAAACAUAUUUUUCGAAUAAACUUUUCUAUUACGUCAUUAAUUCUUGACAACUUUAGAGCAUUCAACAAAUAAAAUUAUAUUCGAGAAACGAAUAAUGGCACACUAUUAAUUUCACAAAAAAUUCUACUAUCUGUUAUGGUGAGCAAUAAUAAAAGUAUCGUUAAUGGUUGAAAAUUAACCUAUAUUUGUAUGAUCAGUUUAUUUCGUCUGCCGUCACAUAAAGCACGUAAUUUUUAUACACUUCUACGUAUGUUCUUUCUUAAUUUUUAAUAUUUAUCUAUUAAUAGACUCCCUGUGACCUGUCUUUCUACAAAGUUGCUUUAAAAUGAACUGUGAGAAUUAAGUCUUAAUAUUGUUGUAUGCUCUAAAGUAGUCUGAUGUUGCGAAAAUAUGUAGAAAAUAUUCCGUCAAUACGAUGGUGUCGGAAAUUACUUUUAUCAUAAUAUUGUAUAAAAUAUAUGAUAAACCGAAACAAAUGCUAAUAAAUUUAUAAAAAUACCUACUUUGUUACCACAAGUAUUAAAUAAACACAGAUGGCUCCCGAUAAUUAGAAUCUUAAGCUUUUUAUCGAUAGAUUCAGCCUAACAUUAUCGACAAAACUGUAAAUACCAAAGUUUGUUACCUAAUGUUCCUGGUUGUGUUUUAUUUACUUAAUUAUACACUUACUAAUAUAAUAAAAUAGACUAUGUCUAUACAUGAGGGAUAUUUAAAUAAAAAUAUGAGAGGUCUUACUAAGAGUAAUAGAAGGCAUUUUUUAUUUGCCUUUCUGUUUGAUGUAUGUUUUAUCGUGAUAUGCCAUCGAGAAGUAGUAUAUUUCGUUGGUUUACCUGCUUCUGAAAUCCAUGCAUACAAAGUAGCGGGCAAAAAUCUAGUUUAAAAUAUAAAUUUUAAAUAUAUUACUACUAUAUAUAUAAAAGUGCUUUUUUUUUUGUUGAACUUAAUUCGAUAUGUAGUUAUAUUAAGUUUAUUUAAAUGUUGAUACCUAUAAUAGUGUGAACUUUAGUUUCAUUAUCACUUUGUGGUACUUACACUUGGGACUUAUAUUGUUACUUAGAAUAUUGCAACAAACAACACGCUUUAUAGCAUUCCUAUUUUAUUAAGUUAGUAAAUAGCUAUUUGGUGCUUGUUUGUAUUAUUAUUUGUUUGGUGUUCUUUGCUGACAGUAAUACUAAAAGGUUUGUUAUUGAUUGUACCUAUAAAUAAUAUUUUACAUAGUAGAAAAAAAUAGUCAUCAAUUACUAAAAUAAUCACUGACGAUGGCCACGCCUUGUAGUUUAUACAUUGUAAUAAUAAUAUUAAAAUUCCUAUUGUUAGUUUAGCAGUGUGUGCUGUGCUAUUGGUUUAUAAAAAUAAACUCAGAUUACAAUGUAAAAUAAUAAUAAUUGGUAUUAAAGUUAUAAUUUUCAUAGAAAAUUAUAACUUUAAUACCAAUUAUUAUCAAUGCUGUAACUAAAAAAAUGCUUAUAUAGUAACUUUUGUGAAUGUAUCAUUAAAAAAAAUGAUACCGUCAUAUAUGUACAAUGAUGAUACUAUGGCAAAUAAUAAAAUUUAAGAAACAAAAUUUUUGAGAAAUGUACUUAUUCUCUUUUUGAACGUGUUCUGUUUUGAACUGCAUUAUUGUGGUUAUAUAUAAUGUAUUCACUAGUAAAUGUUUUACAGGUGAAAUUAUUCUUUUCACGAAUGUGUGGAGAGUUAUAAGCUAGUUACUAGUGGACACAUAGUUUCAGGGCUACAUUUAUUAUGUAUUCGUAUGUGUUUAUAUUUAUUUAAUAUUUUUGAAACUUGUUACUAUUUUCGCGCCCCAAAUGGAAAUCAUGAUAAUGUAGUUCGAUAUACGUAUGAAGUUUUACUAACAUUGUGACAUUUUAGAUGGAUGUGACAAGGAAAUAAACUGUUUAAAUAAUACAAACUG
Molecule: messenger RNA, 9726 nt
Organism: Galleria mellonella (greater wax moth)
Lineage: Eukaryota; Metazoa; Arthropoda; Insecta; Lepidoptera; Pyralidae
Product: polyamine-transporting ATPase 13A3-like
Exons: 20
Coding region: 206-3646 (1146 amino acids)
Biological process (GO): polyamine transmembrane transport; intracellular calcium ion homeostasis
Cellular component (GO): membrane
Molecular function (GO): ATP binding; P-type transmembrane transporter activity; polyamine transmembrane transporter activity
Source: RefSeq, a predicted model, not a curated record